AUGGCUUCAGAGACGCUUGAAGAGAAACAGAUCUCAGACGGGAUGAGUGACGUCAAAGUGGGACUCACAGAAAAUAUUGGAUUCCCUUUGAAACUGCUUGAAAAGCAUAACCCUUGGCCAGCCUAUGUCACAUACACCUCCCCGAUAGUAAAACGACUCAUCGAGAAAAGCAGAACCAGAGAACUAGAGUACAUGAAAACAGUAGAGGAAAGCUGGCGGGCAACCAGGCAGAACAAGUCUUCCAGCAUCAUGCGGCUGAAGAGGAGAAAGUCCACCAAGUCCUUCAGCGACCUCCUGCUCAAAGAUGUCCUAUCAGACACUAUGCUAUCAACAUGGGACAUUUACUCUGUAAUGAACCUGAGUGCCACUGCUGUCCCAGAACCCACACAAUUACAAAUGGAAACCAGAGAAAGUCCAACGUCAGACUACAACAAGAUUAUUUUCUCCAGAAAGCCUGUGAUGAGGAGACUCCCAUAUGGACAGCAGCAAUGA
Molecule: messenger RNA, 492 nt
Organism: Nannospalax galili (Upper Galilee mountains blind mole rat)
Lineage: Eukaryota; Metazoa; Chordata; Mammalia; Rodentia; Spalacidae
Gene: Cdrt4
Product: CMT1A duplicated region transcript 4
Exons: 2
Coding region: 1-492 (163 amino acids)
Source: RefSeq, a predicted model, not a curated record